This is a messenger RNA of Chroicocephalus ridibundus (black-headed gull), 1504 nucleotides long. Its product is annotated as urotensin-2 receptor-like. The transcript is spliced from 2 exons. Gene Ontology annotation, molecular function: urotensin II receptor activity. The record is from RefSeq and is a predicted model, not a curated record. Gene Ontology annotation, biological process: blood vessel diameter maintenance; regulation of blood pressure; neuropeptide signaling pathway. NCBI's taxonomy places the organism in Eukaryota, Metazoa, Chordata, Aves, Charadriiformes, Laridae. The coding region runs from base 44 to 1153 and encodes 369 amino acids. Gene Ontology annotation, cellular component: plasma membrane.
GCUGCGGGGCCGGUGCGAGGUUGCGGGGCCGCCGCCGCCGCCCAUGGAGCCCAACGGGACGGCGGCGGCGGGGGGGGGCAACGCCUCGGCGGCGGCGGGGGGCGGCGGCGGCGGGGGUCCCCCCGGGGGCGGCCCGCUGCUCAUCCCCUCGGCCUUCGGGACGGUGCUGUCGGUGAUGUACGUGGCCGGGGUGGCGGGCAACGUCUACACGCUGGUGGUGAUGUGCCACUCGGCGCGCUGCGCCGCCCCCAUGUACAGCUCCAUCGUCAGCCUGGCCCUGGCCGACCUCCUCUACCUCUCCACCAUCCCCUUCAUCGUCUGCACCUACCUGGCCCAGGACUGGUACUUCGGGGACCUGGGGUGCCGCAUCCUGCUCAGCCUGGACCUGCUCACCAUGCACGCCAGCAUCUUCACCCUCACCCUCAUGUGCACCGAGCGCUACCUGGCCGUCACCCGGCCCCUGGACACCCUGAAGCGGUCGCACGGCUACCGGAAGGUCACGGCGGGGGCCGUUUGGUCGGUCUCGCUGCUCCUUACUCUGCCCAUGAUGCUGAUGGUCACCUUGACUGAGGGGGGCAAGGCAGAGGGCAAGGUGAAGAGGAUGUGUGCGCCCACCUGGAGCGUGGACGCCUACCGGACCUACCUGACGGUGCUCUUCAGCACCAGCAUCAUGGCCCCGGGAAUCAUCAUUGGCUUCCUCUACACGCGCCUGGCCAGGACCUACCUGGAAUCCCAGAGGAACCCCCCCCACAAGGAGAAGAGCAAGAGAUCCCCCCGGCAGAAGGUCCUCAUCAUGAUUUUCAGCAUCGUGCUGGUCUUCUGGGCCUGCUUCCUGCCAUUUUGGAUCUGGCAGCUGGUACGACUCUACAGCAGCUCCCUGCAGCUCACCACCCAAACCCAAAAGUGCAUUAACUACCUGGUGACCUGCCUGACCUACAGCAACAGCUGCAUCAACCCCUUCCUCUACACCUUGCUCACCAAAAACUACCGGGAGUACCUGCGCAACAGGCACCGCAACUUCUACAGGUUCACAUCCUCCUUUCGCAAGAGGGGCUCCAACCUGCAGUGCUCCUGGGGACGGUCCAUGUCCUCCAGCAACCAGUACGACUACAGCUCGGAGGCACUGGGCAUGGCCACGCUGAAGGACAAGUGAGGGAGAGGAGGCGCUCCGGAGACACCGGGACCAGCAGAGCACCUGGCCAAGGGCCUUGGACACGACUGGGAAACCGUUGUCUCCUAAGUGAUGGAGUCUGGUGUGGCUGUACUACUUGGAACGUGUUCAGCGAGCAUGCCGUCGCUCUUAGACAACUACAAUCUUAUCCAUUUAAGACGAUUUUGCAAUAUCCUAGUCCUGUCCCCACCUCUGUCUUCUCCGUACCCCGGGGAAGCCGCCCAGCGCUUCGGCAGCGGCCGUGGGUGUCCAGAGCAAGUGGAGGCCGCAGCCUUAGGAGGCAGGUUAACAACCAACCGAGUCUUCUCCCCUGCCGCAGGUCCAUCCCCCGCG